ACUUGCAGCUGAGGCUCCACUGACCCCAUUGCCCCACUAGGAAGGAGGUGCACAAAGCCUCCUCUGUCCUGGCUGAGCUGCUGGGAGCCAGAGGCCUGACUGUCUCUCCCAUGGGUCAAGGCCCAGCUCCCUCCCUAGAGGAGGGAGGGAUGCUCACUGGGAGGCACCCGCUGGGAGGCACCAUGCAGGGCCCCAGUACAGGGUACCGCCUGGUCCUCUCCCACAGCUGGGAGGGGCCAGUACUGAAGGCAAGAGUCAGGCCAGUGGGCUGGGAAGUCAUCCAGCUGGCUGCUCAGCCUGGGUUGCACAUGCCUUCCUGUUACAGCCUGGGCAGGACAAGCUGUGAGAACACCUUCCUUGCCCCACACCUCUGCGCCUCUGGCAGCCAGCAGCACAGACUAUGUCUGUGACCAGUGAGGAGACAGCACCAUCCCUGACCCAGGAGAUCCUCAGCCACCUGGGCCUCGCUAGCAAGGCUGCAGCUUGGGGGACCCUGGGGACCCUGAGGACCUUCCUCAGCUUUAGUGUGGACAAGGAUGUGCAGAGGCUACUGAGAGCCAUUACAGGCCAAGGUGUGGACCACCCCACCAUCCUGGCUGUGCUGACCAACUGCAGCAGGGAGCAAAGGCAGCUGGUCUCCAGAACCUUCCAGGAGCGCACCCAGCAGGACCUGCUCCAGUCUCUGCAGGCAGCACUGUCUGGCUCCUUGGAGAGGAUCGUAGUGGCCUUGCUACAGCCUACAGCCCAACUCGAUGCCCAGGAACUAAGGGCAGCCUUGAAGGACUCGGGUUCUGCUGAGGAUGUGGCCAUAGAGAUCCUUGCCACCCGAAACCCAUACCAGUUGCGGGAAUGUCUGGCUGUUUAUAAGUGCGACUUCCAGGUGGAGGCAGAAGAGGACAUCAGCUCAGAGACCUGUGGUGUCUUGCAGGACCUGCUUCUGGCCCUGGCCAAGGGCAAACGUGAGAGCUACUGUGGAGUUAUCGACUACCACCUGAGUGAGCAGGAUGCCCAGACACUGGAGCAGGCUAAGGGGCCCAGCAUGGAGGGAACAUGGGUGCUUAUCCUCACCCAGCGAAACCCUGAACAUCUUCGCAGAGUGUUGGAGCUAUACCAACGGUUCACGGGACAGGAGCUGGAGGAUACCAUCCGGGACCGCUUCCUCGGAGCCACCCAGGUGGCUCUGCUCAGCCUAGCCUCCAUCAUCAGGAACACUCCGCUAUACUUUGCUGAGAAGUUGCAUCAAGCGCUCCAGGAACCUGAGCCCAGUCACCAAGUCCUCAUGCGCAUCCUUGUGUCUCGCUGUGAGGUUGACCUUCUAAGCAUCAGAGCUGAGUUCAGAAAGAAAUUUGGGAAGUCCCUCUACUCUUCUCUGCAGGAAACGGUGGAAGGGGACAGCCAGGCAGCCCUGCUAGCACUGUGUAGAGCUGAAGACAUGUGAGACCUCCCUACCCCCACCCCAUGGCAUGCAAGGAUCUGACAUUCUCUACUGAGCCUCUUGAAGACCCAUGGGACCCCAAACUGGAUCACCCCUCACUGAGUACCACAUGAUCCAGCUUCUUGUUUUUCUGUCCUUUGUCUCUCCCAAGUGAUGUCUGGCUUUGGGUGCAUCAGUUGUCUUGAGGGUGGGGCAAUAGGGUCUCUUUGAAAGUUUCCGCCCUUUGCGUCCGUCCCUGAUCCCGGCCUGACUAGUUCUUGGAUAAUUUGUUCGCUUUACCAGUUGUGCCACUGCGCACGCACGCCUGCGCGCACACACUCCGCCCCACCAACCGCCUGUCUGAUACUUGAAUUUUCUUGGCCAGUUUCCCUGUUGUUUGUGUUCCCUGACUGAAGUUUGGGUGGAACAGGACAUGGGCUGAGAAGA
Messenger RNA from Erinaceus europaeus (western European hedgehog), 1861 nucleotides. RefSeq names its product annexin A9 (gene ANXA9). NCBI's taxonomy places the organism in Eukaryota, Metazoa, Chordata, Mammalia, Eulipotyphla, Erinaceidae. The transcript has 13 exons. The coding region runs from base 401 to 1438 and encodes 345 amino acids. Gene Ontology annotation, molecular function: calcium-dependent phospholipid binding; calcium ion binding. The record is from RefSeq and is a predicted model, not a curated record. Gene Ontology annotation, cellular component: cytoplasm.